Molecule: messenger RNA, 2151 nt
Organism: Brassicogethes aeneus
Lineage: Eukaryota; Metazoa; Arthropoda; Insecta; Coleoptera; Nitidulidae
Source: the annotation of a GenBank genome assembly
GUUUUAUGUUGCAAACUUCAAAAUAAAUCGAUUUAUGAUUGCAAUUUGACAACGUGGUUGCGAAAUGUCAGAAAAAUGUCAGAAGUCUCAAAAAAGUAUUUUACGAGUCGUUUCCUUGAAAUGAUUGAACAAUUAUCAGUGUUUAUCGUAUGAAUAUUAAUUAUGUCUCAUAGUACGAUUUUUGAACUUCUACUAUCGUAACACAUUCAUUCGUGUGACGUAUAUGGAGUGAACAAUGGGUGAUGAAGACAGGCCUUUGAUUGGUGUGAUAGAUGCUGGCACAAGGACUGUAAAAUUUUGUGUGUUUGCUAGUCAACAAACUAAGGAAAUUGCUGAACAUGCUAUUGAUGUGGAAAUUGUGACACCAAAAGAAGGAUGGUCGGAACAGGACCCUCUGGAAAUAUUGAGGGCUAUAAAAGAAUGUAUUGAAAAAGUAUUAUUAGAAUUAGGGCCCAGAGCAAAAAGAAUUGUAACAAUAGGAAUAACCAAUCAACGUGAAACAACCAUAGUGUGGGACAAAUUGACUGGAAAACCAUUAUACAAUGCUAUAGUGUGGAAUGACAUAAGGACAGACUCGACAGUAGACAUAAUACUAGGAAGGACACCAGAAAACAAUAAAAACUACUACCAGUCCAUAUGCGGUCUUCCAAUUUCGCCUUACUUUAGCGCCUUUAAAUUAAAAUGGCUCACGCAUUUUUCUCAGGACGUGCGAAGGGCUGUCAAAGCCAAAAGGUGCCUUUUCGGAACUGUGGACACCUGGAUAUUAUGGAACUUGACUGGCGGCCCGCAAGGUGGCGUGCAUCUCACAGACGUCACGAACGCGUCGCGCACUUUUCUUAUGAACCUGGACACCCUGAACUGGGACCCGCUGUUGAUGCACACUUUCAGGCUUCCGUCAGAACUGCUACCCGAGAUCCGCAGCAGUUCGGAGAUUUACGGCAAAAUCACGAAAGGUUACCCGUUGGAAGGCGUCACAAUUUCGGGAAUUUUAGGUAAUCAGCAGUCUUCUUUGGUGGGGCAGUGUUGUUUGAAGGAAGGGCAGGCAAAAAAUACGUACAGAAGUGGCUGCUUUUUGCUUUAUAAUACCGGUAAUGUUAGGGUUCAAUCAACACAUGGUUUGGUCACCACGGUAGCUUACAAAUUUGGUAGUGAGCCUCCUGUUUAUGCUUUGGAAGGUAGUGUGGCUGUGGCAGGUGCGGCAAUGAAUUGGCUCAGAGACAAUAUGGGCUUUAUAAAGGACGUUUCCAAAGACACUGAAUCUUUGGCUCAGGAAGUUUUCAACACCGGCGACGUGUACUUCGUGCCGGCUUUCAAAGGGUUGUACGCGCCCUAUUGGCGGAAGGACGCUAGAGGAAUAAUUUGCGGACUGACGGCGUUCUCGACGAAAAAGCACAUUGUGAGAGCCGCACUUGAAGCGGUUUGCUUCCAAACCAGGGAUAUUUUGGAAGCCAUGAACAAAGAUUGCGGUUUCCCUUUGAGCAAGUUACAUGUAGAUGGCGUCAUGACGACCAACAACUUAUUGAUGCAACUACAAGCUGAUAUCAGUGGCAUUCCAGUUAUCAGAGCACAGUCCCAGGAUAUUAGUGCUCUGGGUACGGCAAUAGCAGCGGGAUCCGCCAAAGGUGUGGAAGUUUGGGAUGUAAACUCCGAAGAACGGGAAAUUGUGCCCAGCGACACCUUUUUGCCCACGUCCACUGAAGAUGAACGGGAUUCAAGGUACACGAAAUGGAAAAUGGCGGUUCAGAGAUCUUUGGGUUGGGCACUGCCGAAGAAGUCCGCGGUUAUGACGGAGGAGAGGUACAAAAUGUUGGCCAGCGUGCCUGCUGGUGUGUACUUAAUAACGACCUUUUCCGUUUUGGCGCUUUCGACUUACUUGACCCCGAACGGGGUGUAGUCUGAAAAUACUCGAGAAAGUAUUUUCCGUAAUUUUUUAGACAAAAUUCAUAUUCCAAAGUAAUGAUUGACAUUCUAUUAUUUUUUCUACAAUUAAGUCCUAAAGUAUUUAAUUUACAUGACGCAGUUUUAUCAACUAAAAACCAUUUUACUCUCUAUAUUUUUAUUGUACAUUUAUUUUAUCCGCAAGAUUGUUAUUGUACUUAAUUGUUAUUUUUGGUUGUUAAGUUUUUUUUAGACAAUACAUUUGUUUUUAAA